Molecule: messenger RNA, 1641 nt
Organism: Xenopus laevis (African clawed frog)
Lineage: Eukaryota; Metazoa; Chordata; Amphibia; Anura; Pipidae
Gene: slc31a1.S
Product: solute carrier family 31 (copper transporter), member 1 S homeolog
Exons: 5
Coding region: 290-853 (187 amino acids)
Biological process (GO): copper ion transmembrane transport
Cellular component (GO): basolateral plasma membrane; apical plasma membrane; late endosome membrane
Molecular function (GO): copper ion transmembrane transporter activity
Source: RefSeq, a predicted model, not a curated record
AGAUAUUGGCCUUUCGUUGCCCAUAGCCGCAGCAAGACGCUAAGCUGUUAGGCGCAUGUGCAGUAAGGCAGUUGCAGAACUCUAUCCGGGAUGCGUUGCUUGGAUACGCACCAGUGAUGUCAUUACGCUUUGUUUUGGCGCCAGCGUUUUUUAAACCAGUGUCUUAGUUCCCCAUCUUGCUGCCUGUUCUACCAGACGCUGUUUGGCUGUAUAUGCCCUGAGCCUGCUGCUAUUUACAUCCACAACUGCAGUGAUCGCUGGACAGACUGUCUCUCUCGCAGGCUUUGACAUGGAUCACUCUCACCAUAUGGAAACCACCAGUGACCCGCGCGCCGGCCACCAGCACCCAACCACAUCAGGAGGACACGGUGGUGGUGAUCAUGGAGGAGGGUGUGGGAUGCACAUGAUGCCCAUGACCUUUUACUUUGGAUAUGAGAAUGUGGAGGUGCUAUUCACCGGGCUGGUCAUUAACUCUGCGGGAGAAAUGGCUGGCGCCUUUGUGGCUGUAUUCCUUUUGGCUUUGCUGUACGAGGGGCUGAAGAUUUCGCGGGAAGCUCUACUGAGGAGGUCUCACGUUAGCAUCCGAUAUAACUCCAUGCCGGUGCCGGGACCAAAUGGGACCAUAUUGAUGGAGACUCACAAAACUGUGGGGCAGCGGAUGCUCAGUUUACCCCACUUGAUGCAGACCCUUCUGCACAUAAUCCAGGUUGUGGUCAGUUACUUCCUCAUGUUGAUCUUCAUGUCGUACAACGCUUACCUGUGCAUAGCCGUGGCUGCCGGAGCCGGGACCGGAUACUUCUUGUUCAGCUGGAAAAAGGCGGUGGUGGUGGACAUUACGGAACAUUGUCAUUAACGAGCAGUCGUUAGGGAACCGAGACCUCUCUGCCGCAUCCAUCAGUGACCUUCAUUCCUAGACAUUGCUAGAUCUGGUACUACAAGAGUGAAUAGGGUAACCAUUCGUAUAUAGUGCCUUUUAUAUGGUGGCAGACCCAUGCCUCUUGGCUGUGUAAAUCUUUCUCUUCGGAUGAACCAUAUGACCACGUAACCUCGCCCUUUCUGCCUCUCUCUCCCCGCCCAUUAUACGUGGCUCCUGGGAGAUACAACCUACACUGCACUGCAACUUACACUGCAGCCAAUCAAGUCUCUGUCUCACGUCAAGUGCAUUUCCCUGGAUUUGUGUUUCCAUAUCAUUAAUAUUCAGUGGGCGGUAUAAUAAAUCUGUGUGCAGUAAAGCCAUGUACAACUGCAACACCACGUCUGUUUCAUACACUCUGGAAUGAUCUUCCGCUUUAUAAACACACACAUGCCCCCCCCCUGUACACUGAAUGGUCUCAAGGCAGAUGUUUUAAUCCCCCUCCGAGUGCUUUGUGGUCCCCCCCGAGUCCUUAGUGACCUAAUUUGUACGAUUACGAGUGAAUGUGAUGCAUAUAGGCGGAGCCACAAUGAUCACAUCGAUCAGUCGCAUAAUUAUAUUCCCAGUGGCUCGAUUUUUUUUUUGAUUUUUUUUGAUUUUUUUUCAUUUAAGAUCUUGCUUUGAUGGAUUUUAGCUGAAUAAUGUGACAUUUUUAUACAGUAAAUCAUCAAUUUUCUGAUAGUGAAUAAUGAUAAUGACCUUUUAAUAAAAUCAGUCUGCAGUCAGAA